GGAAAACACAUUUCUAGGUGUCUGUCAGUCUGGAACAGUCUAGAAGGGAAAGAGCAAUGUUCUAGUGUAGUUUACAUGUCACACUUUCAUUAGUGCGAUCCUUUUGUGAUAUUUGGCGAAACAAUCGACUUCACGACCUGAAAAGCUUGGGACUGAAUAUAUAUUUGUGUUUCUGUUCUUUAGCUGCCGUGGGGUAAACAUUUUCCCUCCACGCGAUAGAUUGAUAGAUUUGUUCAUACAGUCGACAGUAGAAUAAUUCGUUUCCAAAAUGACUUGGUCCAUAAGCAGUUGUUUCAUUACUCUGGUCGUCCUGUUCCUCUGGCGGGUGGAAGACAUCGCAGAAGCUUGCAGUUGCUCCCCUGCGCAUCCUCAACAGGCUUUUUGCAAUGCAGACGUCGUGAUCAGGGCCAAGGUGGUUGGAAAGAAAGUGGUUGAGGCUGGUAAUGACGUCUAUGGCAACACCAUCAAGAGGAUCAAGUACGACAUCAAACAGAUCAAGAUGUUCAAAGGUCCUGACCGGGAUAUCGACGCCAUCUUCACUGCACCCUCCUCAGCCGUUUGUGGGGUUACUCUGGAAACCAACGGCAACAAGGAGUAUCUCUUCACAGGCAAGCUGGAGACGGAUGGAACCAUGCAUGUAACACUGUGUGACUUUAUUGAGUCUUGGGAGGCCAUGAGUGCCACGCAAAAGAAGAGUUUGACUCAACGCUAUGAGAGUGGCUGCAAGUGCAAGAUCAUCCGCUGCACUUCCAUCCCCUGUACGAUCAGCGCCCCAGAGGAGUGUCUGUGGACGGACUGGGUGAUGGAAAAGAGCCACAGUGGUCCCCAGGCCCAACACUUUGCCUGUAUCAAUAGGAGCGAUGGGUCCUGUGCCUGGUACAGGGGGAUAGCACCCCCCAAGAAGGAGUUCCUGGAUAUUGAAGACCCCUAAACUCUUCAGGCCAUCCACUCACUAUUCAGAGUGACUAAAGAUGUCUGCAAUUAAUACAUGGAAAAAACAAAAGUACGCAAAGCUACGAAUCCAAAUAAUUAUGAUUAAAUGAAUCAGUGAAGUAGUUAAUAACAAUGAAUUACAAGACCCAUAUUGACUUGUCCAGUUGUCCAGUUGUGAUGUCACAUAGAGAGGUCAGGUGACAGGUUGCAGGAAAUAGUCCGUAUGCAAGAGAGCAACAAUCUGGAGAAAACAGCACUUUCUGACCCCCUCACCGCUCUAAAAGCGCUUACUGGUCACUUCUUGUACAAGUGCAAUAAAAAGAAACUACAAAUCAAAUAUAGAGCUUCAAGUAUUAAUUGAUCUUGUGCCGUUCAUUUGUCGCUCGCUUUUAAACUGGAACCAAAGGUGUUAUUGAAACCCAAAAGGGUGAUAUCAAAGUGUUGUUGGCCGAUGUGGUCGUGUUUCUAAAUAGAACAUUAUUCCUAAAGAAUACCAUCCUAAAGCCUGGGGCAUGUUCAGCUGGGCACAAUAUUGUAGAACGUUCAGAUCGUAUGUUAUAUACAUGAAGAACAAACAUUUUUCUCUGACAUAAAGGAGAGAAUCAUGUAAGCUCUAUUCAUUGCAUUUCUAUCUGCAACAUUCAACCUUUGCCUACAACAUUCAACACUAGCCUCCUGAACGUAGCCCUGAAGUAGUUUAGGUCGAAACCAGGGCUUCAGUUUUGUAAUGUCAUUGACCAAAUUAAACAUGACUCAGAUGCAGUGGAGGCUAGUGGGAGGAGCUAUAGGAGGAUGGGCUCAUUAUAAUAGCUGAAAUUGAAUAAAUUGAACGAGUCAAACAUCUGGUUUGAUACUGUUCCAUUUAUUCCAUACCAGCCAUGACAACGAGCCCGUCCUCCUAUAGAUCCUCCCACCAGCCUCCGCUGCUCAGAUUAUUUCUUCCUUGCUUCAUAAGUCUGAUAAUAUUAUUCUUGGUGUAUAUUCUUCGGUGGGAUAAAUAUUCUGUUCAUUUUAAUGUACUAGACAGGAGUGGUCUAAAAAAAUAGGUGCUGUGUCGUAUAACUAGAAGUGCUUCAUCAUUCCUAUUAUAAUAUUAACUGGCUUAUCUAAGGUCUUACUAUGGACCAAAACCCUUUGUUGAUUUCUCUGCAACGGAGACUGUAAACCUGGCUGCUAUGUUUAUAUACCUACACUGCACAUGCCACACAGUACAGUCUGAAAACAAGGUCAUUGAAUCUUCCAUUAUUUUGUUAUGUACGUAUUUUAUAUUUGUUUAGUUCUGGUAUCAUUAUAAUAUUUUGCUUUGGUUGUUUUGUCUCUUGGUGUAAUGCCUCUGUGUAAGAACAUAUUUCAUUAGAGAAAUUGGGAGACUCGUUAUACCUUUUUGCAAAUUACAUGUGUUCUUUGUAAAAAAAACACAAACUUUUUUGUUGUGUGAAUAUUCUCAAAUUGUGAUUGGGGUAAAGGGAAUAUGUUUGGCCCAGUUUUCUGUUCACUUGACAGUACACGUAGUUACUUCACAAAACAGAUCAGACCCAUAUUGUAGCAUGCCAUAAUCUCCACUGAAGACUUGUAUUAGCUCCCCAAGCUAUUGCCAAGGUUUUAGCUUAGCGGGCUAACAUAGUCUUGUGGUGCAUUGGACACCUGGGUUUGAACCCAGCCUGUCAGAGUAGCUUGUUGGUUACCGGUGCUCUGCUUCACCAUGACCCGUCCUCUACAAGAGGUUCAUCUACAAUUACAGUUUUAUUACUUCAGUAAAAACUGAACACAAUGUUGUACUGCUAUAAUAACUUAUCAAUCAUUUGCCGACAGGACAGGGAUACUGUAUCAUAUAACUCCAAACUUGUAUAUCCACGUAAAAAAUAUGAAAUUCUUCUGUAAUGUACAUGGUAUCAAUUCUGUAUUAGUAAGUGUCUCUUUAUGUAAUACUAGCAGAAAAGUAGAAUGAAAUUGGACGACUCGUGCUCGAUCCACAUGAGACUGUGGAGAAGCAACUGAAUUUUUUGCAUGCAUAUGACUCCUUGUGUCAUUGGGACUGUAUGGUAUCUUCAGACAUUGGACAGACGAUACAAAUAAAAGUUUAGAUAUA
Messenger RNA from Oncorhynchus keta (chum salmon), 3022 nucleotides. Its product is annotated as metalloproteinase inhibitor 2-like. Gene Ontology annotation, cellular component: extracellular matrix. The transcript is spliced from 5 exons. Gene Ontology annotation, molecular function: metalloendopeptidase inhibitor activity; protease binding. Gene Ontology annotation, biological process: negative regulation of membrane protein ectodomain proteolysis; negative regulation of endopeptidase activity. The record is from RefSeq and is a predicted model, not a curated record. Lineage: Eukaryota; Metazoa; Chordata; Actinopteri; Salmoniformes; Salmonidae. The coding region runs from base 269 to 931 and encodes 220 amino acids.